This is a messenger RNA of Galeopterus variegatus (Sunda flying lemur), 817 nucleotides long. RefSeq names its product dixin-like. The transcript has 4 exons. The record is from RefSeq and is a predicted model, not a curated record. Lineage: Eukaryota; Metazoa; Chordata; Mammalia; Dermoptera; Cynocephalidae. The coding region runs from base 320 to 664 and encodes 114 amino acids.
AAUCCACUAUACACUGUGUAAGACCAUUGUAGUGUGUAAAGUCUUCCUGGUAUAGCUUGAGGAAGGGACUGUUCCCCUGAGGUUCUACUUUACUCGGGUGGAAACUGCAUAGGAGAGAGUGAACUUUCCAAUGUCCUUGGUUUUGUCAUACAUCUGAAAGCUGUCUCUGUUGCAGAAGGAGCUUGGGCAGAAGGAUCGCCUUCUUCAGCAGCACCAGGCCAGGUUGGAAGAGGCACUCCGGAAACUCUCUGAUGCCAGUUACCAGCAGGUGGAUGUGGAAUGGGAACUAGAACACAAAGAUGUCCUUUUGGCUCACUGUAUGAACAGAGAGGCAGAUGAGGUGACCAAUUACAACAGUCACAACUCUCAAAGCAAUGGUUUUCUCCUUCCAACGGCAGGAAAAGGAGCUUCUUCAAUCACCCACAGAGGGACUAGUGACCUGCAGCUUGUUCGAGAUGCUCUCCGCAGCCUGCGCAACAGCUUCAGUGGCCAUGAUCCUCAGCACCACACCAUUGACAGCUUGGAGCAGGGCAUCUCUAGCCUCAUGGAGCGCCUGCAUGUCCUGGAAGCACAGAAGAAACAAGAAAGAAAGGUAAACUCUUGUUACGGUGUGUCUCUUAGGCAGGCUCCUGAGGAAGCUUGGUUUUUUUGGAUUUUAAUUUAGAUGAAAACCCUGCUGAAGGUUAUAAUUGCUUUCCUCUUCAGUUUUCCUCUCAGUGGUGCUGCCUAUUCAUCAUGGAAGACAGUCCAGGGAAGGAGUGCAUAACUCUUGCUCCCAGCAAAUGUGUAACUGUCUAAGUAAUUGUAGUUCUUGAUC